Pseudozyma hubeiensis SY62 is the source of this 1914-nucleotide messenger RNA. RefSeq lists its product as hypothetical. The coding region runs from base 1 to 1914 and encodes 637 amino acids. The transcript has a single exon. The record is from RefSeq and is a predicted model, not a curated record. Lineage: Eukaryota; Fungi; Basidiomycota; Ustilaginomycetes; Ustilaginales; Ustilaginaceae.
AUGACGGCCUCCCGCGGCACGCGACGUUUGCGCAGCAAUCAGUCCCGCAACGACAUCGACGAUGGUCCCGAGGAGGGGUCUGAGACGAGCAAGCAAGCAACACGAGCGAGUGCCCAGCGCCAUCACCAGAGGCACGUGCAAUCUGGCGGGGAAACCACAGGCCAUGAGCGAGGUGGGGACGAGAGCGAGGUCUACGAUGCAGUAAGCGGAAGUGACGGCGACGGCGAAGAAGAUGAUGAUGAUGAGGAAGACGACGACGACGAUGAGGAGGAGGAGGAGGAGGAGGAGGAAGAAGAGGAAGAGGAAGAAGAGGAAGAAGAUCAACCCGAGGAGGAUGAAGACGAGUCUCCCUUCAAAUUCCUCGAAGGGCUUGGAGCCAACUGGCUGAUGGGAAAGAAUGAAGCUUCAGCACUGCAACCGACACAUCGCAACGUCGCUUUGGAGAACGACGGCCGCUCGCCAGCAGCAAGCGCAGAUGAUGCAGAGUUCUACGGUGCUAUGAUCCAAAUGCUCACUCACGUCCUCGGCUCGUCGGAUUCAAUCUCUUGGCCGAAUCAACCAACACCAGGAUCACAGCUCGCCCCUUCUCCCUUCGCCCAUCCCUACAGUAGUCCGGCGCAGACACCCAGCCAUGCAGCCGGUACCGUGUCCACGCCAUCACAACUCGCUUCGGGGAGCACCAACAAACACCGAGAGAACAAGGCAGAAUUCUCGGCGCUGCAGCCGAUGAUCCAAGCGCUCAUAGCACGCCUCGGAAAAGACCAUCAACUUCCGCGCCGACCGGUAGGCGAGCAAGACCUCACCGCUCUCUUGCAAACCCUGAUGCAACAGCAGCAGCAAGGUCAACAGACGAACAAAGGAGCACCGCUUCGAUCCGACAGCUCCUUCGCAGAGGCCAACCGUGAAAUCGUCCAGCCAGAAUCGAUGGCGCAGAUGCCCUCUAGUCAACUAUCCCAGCAAUGGACCGGCGCCGCAACCUCAUACGGACUGCCGGCCAGUGCCACGCAUCAACCUCUUCAUUUUGCCGACCUCGACUUUGAGGACGAAGAUGAGGACGAUCCCGAUUUCAACCCUGACUUGAAUCCCGAUCUCCCGCUUCCCUCGGCUUGGUCUCUCGCGGUGCGCGACGUUGUAGCCUCUGAAGAAUCGAAAGCAGCAGCUGCUGCAGCCGCUGCCGCAGUAGCGUCCCGUUCCGGCACCCCGUCUGGCGCUCAGACUCCACUAGACAUGCCGCCGCCCGUAAGCUAUCGAGCCCGCGAUCUGCACUCCACAGCACGAUCAGCAAUACCUUCUCCUCGGGACUCAGGCGGACGCCGCACGUCUUUUGAACAAUUAUCUGAAGAGCCUUCCAGGCGGGCUUCUCUAUCGCACUUUUCGACGCCGACCGCAGAGAUAUCCGCUCCACCCACGCAUCCCGCAGUACGAGAUGCUCAGCGGACUGCAACGAGGCGAUCCACUCCUCCCCCUUCGACUGCGGUUUACACACGAGCAGAUCGACCCACGAUGGCUUCGGAUCUUCUCCUGUCGCCAUCUGGCAGACCGAUCAGAGCCUCGCGGAAGAGAGCAGGCUCUCCAGUAUCCGGCGCUCCGUCCAGGCCCGCGCGUUCGGAUGUGGCAUCACUGUCUGAGCCGCCCCCGAGAGCAGCAGGCGUCACAGAGCAAAGCGCGCCGCGCAAGAGAGGGCGUAAGCCCGUCCUCGAACCAGGCGAAGCACAACGUCGUCGCGCCCAACGCAACGUCGAAUACCAACGCAUGCGACGUCAAGAGAAGAAGGCCGAGGAGUCAGAACAGACUGAGACCGUGCUCGAGCUCAAAGCUGAAGUCAAGGUGCUUCGCGCGGAGCUGGAGCGUCUGCGCGACGAGAACGCCAUGCUGCGAGCCCACCGCGAGCUCGAUCGGCUGCGUCGUCAUUGA